CGACUGAGAGGACAUAAUCGUUCCGGCUCAAACGACGCGGUUACUUUGGAAUUAAUUAGCAAUGGCUUUGACCUUGAUAGAACGAAUUCAGAACUUGUUAUUGCGUGCGUGCGCUGGGCUGCUCUACAUGUUCUUUUGGCUGCUUUCACCCCGUGGCUCCAGCAAACCUACCAAACUCCCACCAAUCAGCAACCCGCUUCUUAGGCUCUCCGCAGUGCAGCUCGCCCGUAAGAUUCGCAAAAGAGAGGUAUCUAGUGUGGAGGUGGUCCAGGCUUACAUUGACAGGAUCCAAGAGAUUAAUCCACUGCUUAAUGCCGUUAUUAAAGAGAGAUUUUCGACAGCUUUGCAUGAGGCAGCUCAGGUGGAUAAACUGAUAGAAGAAGAAAUGGGAGGAGAGGAUGUGCUGGAGGAUAGACUUCCUCUUUUGGGUGUGCCCAUCACCAUUAAAGAAGCCUUCGCUCUGCAAGGUAUGCCAAACUCCACGGGCCUUUUGUCGAGGGCGCAGUUUUUGUCCAGUACCGACGCGCCCACUGUCGCUCUGCUCAAGAGGGCGGGGGCUAUUCCUUUGGGCGUGACCAACACCAGUGAGCUGUGUAUGUGGCUGGAGUCACAUAACCACCUGUAUGGCAUGACCAAGAACCCUUACAAUCUUGAGAGGAUUCCCGGAGGAAGCUCAGGUGGGGAGGGCAGUAUCCUAGCGGGUGGGGGGUCUGUGAUUGGAAUAGGUUCGGACAUAGGUGGGAGUAUUCGCAUGCCCUGCUUCUUCAACGGAAUCUUUGGACACAAAACCACCUCGGGUGUGGUCUCCAACGACGGGCAGUACCCUCCGUGCUCUGGCAGACACAACGAAUAUUUGAGCACAGGCCCAAUGUGCCGCUACGCUGAAGAUCUGCUACCCAUGCUCAAGAUUAUGGCUGGACCCAACGCACGCAAGUUAGCUUUGUCUGAGGAGGUGGACCUGAAGAAACUUCGCUUCUUCUCCGUCCCGCACGAUGGCGGUUCUCCGUUCACCUCGCCCGUGGACAAACAGCUCAUUCAAGCCCAGCGGAAGGUGGUCGAGCGCUUAGAAGCUGACUUGGGAGUGAAAGUGGAAGAACUGCGUGUCCCACAGCUGAAGUAUUCUUUCCAGAUAUGGGACACCUACAUGGGCCUACCCGACGACAACGGACAGCGGCCCAGACCCUUCAAGGAGUACAUGGCUGAGGGCGGACCAGCGGUGUGGCCUGUCUGGGAGCUGGUGAAAUGGAUGAUGGGACGGUCCUCUCACACCGUGCCUGCCAUCGGGCUAGCUCUGGUGGAGAUGACCCAACGCUCUAAACCUUCCCAGUUCAUCCUCAAGCAGAAGGAGGCGCUUCAGCGGGAAAUAGAGGAGCUCUUGGGAACUGACGGGGUGCUGCUGUACCCCACACACCCCCAACUGGCCCCCAAACACCACCAUCCACUCUUCACCCCUUUCAACUUCUCUUACACAGGAAUCUUCAACAUCCUGGGUCUGCCCGUAACUCAGUGCCCCCUGGGGUUGAGUGUGGAGGGCUUGCCCCUGGGAGUGCAAGUGGUGGCCGGGAAGCUGCAGGACCACCUGGGCCUGGCUAUGGCCCUCUACCUGGAGAAAGCUUUUGGAGGGUGGAGAGACCCUGGAGCAGCCUAAAACAUCUGAUUAGUUAAGAGCUGAAUGUUGAGAACCAUUGAACGUUGAGAACCACGCUGAUGACUGAGGGAGUGGAUUUUUUGGUUUGAAAUGGCCUUAUGCUUUCUUUGUGAUUAAAGAGCUCAUAACUGG
This is a messenger RNA of Chanos chanos (milkfish), 1780 nucleotides long. RefSeq names its product fatty acid amide hydrolase 2b (gene faah2b). The coding region runs from base 62 to 1648 and encodes 528 amino acids. The record is from RefSeq and is a predicted model, not a curated record. The transcript is spliced from 11 exons. Lineage: Eukaryota; Metazoa; Chordata; Actinopteri; Gonorynchiformes; Chanidae. Gene Ontology annotation, cellular component: endomembrane system.